CUACGCUUUGUCAUUGCUAAAUGCCGUCUGUGUAAGAUAGGUCGUCAUUCAUUUACACGGAACAAUAAUGGAAUUUAUCAACGGAAUUUGUAUAUUAGUUGUUAUACUACAUUUAACAGCUCAAAGUAAAGGGGUCGAAUACCAGUCCAUGUACAGACGAAUUCCUGACAACUAUCUAAAAGCCAUUCCGCAAGAGGUUUUUGAAAAUGCAACUGUAGAAAAAUGUGCAGCAAGCUGUGUAAGGGAAACAGAAUUCGAAUGUAAAUCAUUUGAUAUCGACAACUUAAAUAAGGAAUGUCAUUUGCAUAAUCACACACACACAGAACCAUUGGUCGGACUUCAGCACGCGCGGGGAUUCGAUCACUAUCGAACUGCAUAUGAACGGCUGUUUAACAGAAUUCCAAACCACGUGAUAACGUUACGUCAUAACAGGAAUAUACGCGGACUGACAGUGGAAGAGUGCGCACGCAGAUGUAUAUUAGAGAUUACGUUUAAAUGUCUUGGCUUUGAUUAUGAAGAACGAAGAAGGAAUUGCUGGCUAACAGAUAAGGAUGUCCAUGACGUCAACGGCCUUGUACGGCGGAGUAAUACAGAUUUUUAUGAACGAAAAUCUAAUGGCGCUCUUGGAAAAUUCAUCAAUUAUGGUUUUGGAUCUCUACAGACUCUCGAAGGUGUCCAAACCCAUGGAAAAAUUGUGCUUGGUGUACACCUAGACGCAUGCGCACAGCUAUGUUUAGCCGAAACGUCAUUUCCGUGCGCGAGCUUUGAUUACGUAUACGAUGAACAAUCAUGUCAACUGAGUCAGUAUAUAGCAGCUAAUGUUCACGGAAUAAGAACAGAAUAUGAUUCCAAAUAUCAGGUUAUGCAUUACGAGUUAAUAGGAGAAUAUUUAGAAUAUUUCUAUCCGACGCCGUAUGCUUCGUUGCUAGGCAACAACGACCGCACAAUCUGGAGGGUGACACCUGAAACAUGCGCGCGCAAAUGUUUAGAGGAGAGGGAUUUCGUCUGCAGAUCAUUUGAUUACCAGAUUCAGAAAGGAACGUGCCUAUUAAGUCAUGCAACCGGAAGCGAUGCGGGGGGUCUUUACACACCGGAAGAAGUUAAUGUCCACCAUUUUGAAAUGAAACCAUCUUUAGAUUGCGGUGGCAUUUUGAAUGAAGACCGUGGGAGCUUCGCGUCACCAAACUGGCCCAGACAUUAUUUACAUCAUUUAAACUGUACGUGGAUGAUCGAGGUCCCUGAAUUCAAGAUCAUACAGUUUGAAAUAUACCACUUAGACCUUGGUUGGCAGACGGAUGAACCUUGUAGUAAUAACAACGACGUUCUUAAAGUUUCUGAAACAACCGGCGACGGGACAAGUUCGAGCACGUGUCUCGUAAACUACCAAACGCAGAUCGCAACAACGACCCAUAAAGCAAAAGUUUCGUUUGUAACAAAUUCAGAUAAUGAUGCCCAAGGAUUUAGAAUAUUUUAUUUUGCAGACUGGCCUUGUAAAGCAACGUUUACAAAAGACAACGGGGAAUUCGCUUCUCCUAGAUGGCCUAAUUCUUAUCAAGCAAUGACCUCGUGUCAUUGGCAUAUACAAGGACCGGAAAACUCAAAGGUGUUUCUUAGAUUUAGUUCGAUAGAACUUGAAGAUCAUACAGGCUCGUCUUGCUUAACAGCAUACGACAAAAUUGAGAUUUACGACAGUUUUACGACAUCGAAUCAUUUAAAGACGCUUUGCGGUAACAGACGAUCUACGUCAUUUACAUCAAGCGGAAGUUCCCUGUAUAUUGUCUUCACUUCAGAUAGCCGUGUCCAGGCAAAAGGGUUCCAUGCGUCAUAUACGUUCAUAUUACCGUCGACAACGACAACAACAACAACACCACCAACAACAACAACAGACGGUUCUACCACAAUAAGUACAACAGGUCCAUCAUUGAAAAAAUUGUUAAAUGUUACCGCAGAAAAUUCUACUCUAUACAACAGAUCGUUGGAUAUUUUAGCGCGACCUGAUACAGAUUCAUCAAAUUUGUCUCUAUCUAUGAAGCUAGCAAUGAUCUCGUACGACAAAGAGGUGAAUAAGGACAUAAAACUGACCGCAGUGUUUGUUGAACCAUCGACAGACGACAGUGACGAGAAAAAUUCCAAUACAACCCUACCCGGUGAAGGAAAAAAAAAUAAAACGCUUUUUUUAAAUUGA
Molecule: messenger RNA, 2185 nt
Organism: Ruditapes philippinarum (Manila clam)
Lineage: Eukaryota; Metazoa; Mollusca; Bivalvia; Venerida; Veneridae
Exons: 9
Coding region: 68-2185 (705 amino acids)
Source: RefSeq, a predicted model, not a curated record